AUGGCUACACUCGUAAACGAAAUUCAUUGCAAUGCUCGUUAUAUGGAAGCUUGGAUGAGGGCUACAAUCGCAAUCGAUCAAAAUGGAACAAUUUCUGUCAAAAUAUCGGCGGAACUGGUAUGUUCUUUCGAAUUUUUCUUUUGAUCUUGAAAAAUUCAUUUUCCCUAGACUCUCAUCUACGAAAACUACACCAUUCUUGGGCAUAGAAGUCUUAUUCCAAUGAAUAUGCUCUAUGCAAGUAAGUUUGACAAAAAUUUCCGGAUUUUCUUUUUUUAAGAAAUGUAUUUUUUCAGCACACACAGAAAAUCGAAAUCUUCAAAUUAUCUUAAGAGAAACUCAAAAGCCAACUAUAACUAUCCGUUUUGACAACGAGGAGGAUAGAAGGUAAGAUAUGUGAACUAGAUUUUGAGAAUUUAUAAAAUAAAUCUUUAUAUUUUCAGACAAAUUACUCGCAACACUUUGUUCGAAUUGGGAAUCUGA
This is a messenger RNA of Caenorhabditis angaria, 480 nucleotides long. The record is from the annotation of a GenBank genome assembly. NCBI's taxonomy places the organism in Eukaryota, Metazoa, Nematoda, Chromadorea, Rhabditida, Rhabditidae.